AUUAUAUAAGAUUUUUAAAGUUAGUGAUCUUACUUGCCCACAGGAUCUAGUUUUUAUGACUUCCUUUUUGUUCGCUUUCUUUUUAUUCGCUCGGAUUUCCAMUAUUAUUCCACAUUCGGUUCACACUUUUGAUCCGCACAAGAAUCUUUGUAGGGGAGAUAUCGUUCAGACAGAAUACGGUCUUUCAGUUACUUUUAAGUGGACCAAGACUAUUCAGUUUGGGCAACGUAAGUUAGUUAUUCCUCUUUUAGCUAUCCCAGGGUCCCCUCUGUGCCCAGUGAGAGUGUAUCACUUAAUGUGUAAGUGUUUACCAGCCGAUAGCAAGUCUCCGGCAUUUGUGGUUCCAGAUUCCAAAAAGGCCACUCCUUUCUCAGGGGAGGAACUUCGUGGGCCUUUAAUGUUGGUGUAUGUAGCCGGUGAGCUGAUUCAAAUAUUUGGUGAUUGGUCCUUGGACGCUUAUAAGGGGUAUAUUGAUUUAUCCUUAGAUUCAAAAUUGUUGCUGGCUUCUCGCAUUAAGGCCUCAUUAGAGCAUCUCACUUAUUGUUAGUUUUCACUAGUGGGGGCUCGG
Molecule: messenger RNA, 568 nt
Organism: Exaiptasia diaphana
Lineage: Eukaryota; Metazoa; Cnidaria; Anthozoa; Actiniaria; Aiptasiidae
Exons: 2
Coding region: 56-547 (163 amino acids)
Source: RefSeq, a predicted model, not a curated record